AUGGAGGAUCAUAUGCUUCUGCCUGGCCAUAGGUUUUGCCCCUUGGAGGAUGAACUACUCUUGUACUACCUUAAGCCCAAGUUGGAUCUUUACGGCGACCAAGAACCAUGGAAGAUAUGGGAAAGAUUCGAAGCAAGACGGGCAAACGACUUGAGAAAGAACAAAGAUCUCUACUUCUUCACCCAAAAGAAGAAGGUCAGUGCAAAGGCCUCGCGUAUAAGUCAGAAAGUUGGGAGUGGUACUUGGAAAGGCCAAGCCGCAGCCAAGGACGUAUAUCUUCUGGAUGAGAAUCAGAAACCAACAACCACUCUUCUUGGUUUCAAGAAAACCUACACCUAUCAAAAUAAGCGUUCUGUGCAUCAUGGUCGCUGGAUCAUGUAUGAGUUCGAACUUCAUAAGUCGCAACUCCUGCCCAACAAGAUGAACGACUAUGUUCUUUGUUUACUUAGGAAAAAUGAUCAACUACCGGAAAGGAAGCGAAAAAGGCAACAAGAAGAGGAGAUGCUUGAGGAGGACUAUGUUGAGGGUGGUGAUGGAGAUAAUGAUUUGAACUGCGAUCCUGCAUUGUUGCUGGAGGAGCCGCAUGAGAAGCGGCAAUGCCUCCUACCUUGCUCCGAUAAUAAUGUGGCAGCACCAUCAUUGGAGUGGGCUGAACUAGAACAAUGGUUCAACCAACAAUUCUUGCAGCCAUUAGAAGCUGGAGCAACACCACUAGAAGAUGAGCCAGCUGUUUCUUUGCAAGUGUAUGAGGACUUGGGAGUACUGCAACCCCAUGACGAAAAUCUAGAGCAGCAAAUGGGAGAUGAAGUUGGUGUCAUGGCACAAGGAGAAUUAGUCGAUGUGUAUGGUGGGAAUUUGAGUGAUGUUAUCGUUGGCGAAGACUGGGCCAAGUCUUUUAUGGAAGACCUAAUGAAUGAUGAGCAGCUAAAUACCAUGGAAGACUAG
This is a messenger RNA of Rosa rugosa (rugosa rose), 945 nucleotides long. Its product is annotated as NAC domain-containing protein 83-like. Gene Ontology annotation, molecular function: DNA binding. The record is from RefSeq and is a predicted model, not a curated record. Lineage: Eukaryota; Viridiplantae; Streptophyta; Magnoliopsida; Rosales; Rosaceae. The coding region runs from base 1 to 945 and encodes 314 amino acids. The transcript is spliced from 2 exons. Gene Ontology annotation, biological process: regulation of DNA-templated transcription.